Molecule: messenger RNA, 1848 nt
Organism: Notothenia coriiceps (black rockcod)
Lineage: Eukaryota; Metazoa; Chordata; Actinopteri; Perciformes; Nototheniidae
Gene: ndufv3
Product: NADH:ubiquinone oxidoreductase subunit V3
Exons: 4
Coding region: 100-1710 (536 amino acids)
Biological process (GO): mitochondrial ATP synthesis coupled electron transport
Cellular component (GO): respiratory chain complex I; mitochondrion
Source: RefSeq, a predicted model, not a curated record
GAUGACGUAGUAUACUUGAUAUCACCCUUAUCAUUGUGGAAGCGGAACUGUUGGGGUUACUAACAGUUUCCGGCCGGAGCAUAACAUUGUGAACACAACAUGGCGACCUACUUGCUGCGGUUAGGGCGACUGGGUUCCCUGAAGUGUCUCCACCAGGAGAGCUGGUGCAUCCUGAGGAGCCGCCCAGCUGCUCUGUUCUGCUCCCGGGCUGAAGGGCCCCCUCAGUCAGCAGAGAGGCCCCCACAGUCAGCUGAGAGGGGAGAGGCUGCAGGCAAGACAGCAGAGGUUCAAGAUGAGAGAGCAACCUUGCUAGCCUACAAGACAGCUGUGACCUUUCCAGUUAGACUUUCAGAGCCUGGAGUUUUCCUAACACAGGGUGUAGGUGCAACUGAAUCUGUGGCGAGCCCCAUUGCAGCUGCAGAAACAGCUGUAGCUGCUGCUCAGGUUAUCAUCAACACAGCAGCCUCCACUACAGACGAUGCAGACGCAGUUGCCACAGCCUUCUCUGAGCCGCUUGAUCCUGCAGCUGAUGGAUCAUCAUCCUCCUCAUCAUCCAGCGACUCGGACUCGGACUCUGACUCUGAGGACAAGAAUUUAGAAAAGGCUGAAACCAAGACCUCCCUACCAGAAGUGUCGUAUUCCAGUGUGCAACAAAGAGCAGAAGUCCAGGAGGUUGCAUCAGAUGUAAAGGGUGGCACAAAUGAAGUGAAGAAGGAAGUUCCCCCAGAACCUGAAGCUACUCCUGCCUGUUCAGCAGCGGCAGCAGAAGCUGCUCAAGCUCCAGCCACCAUCGAGGCACCCAGUGUUAGCUCUGAGGAGUUGGUAGACCCAGCUCCUGAGAUCUGCACUGCCACCGGGGACACUAUGACCAGCCCAGAAGUUUCAGCUAAAGUGGAACCCGCUCCAGAAUUAAUAAAAAAUGACCAGGUACAAACUUCAGCCGAAGUUGUGAUUGAAGCUUCAACUUCAGAAAAAGCCCAAACAGAUGUUCGUGUAUAUGCCACAGAGCCCCCACCUGCUGAAUAUCCUGCAGAAGCUGCCGAAGCUCUUGUAAAAGCUACUGAAGCUGAUCCUGUAGAAGCUGCUGCAGAGUCUGUAGAAACUGAAGUUGCCCCCACCGAAGUGGCUGCUGAGGCUGUAGCUGAAGUUUCUGCCCUUGUGAAGAGCACCAAGGACCUGGUGGACCCGGCCCCUGCCAUAGCUCAAGCUGCCCCCGCUGAGGCUGGAGUAGAAUCUUCUGCCCCUGAGGAGCUGGUGGACCCAGCUCCAGUUUUAGCUCAAGCCUCCCCUGCAGAAGCUGCAGUUGAAGACACUGAGCCUGUGCAGGGCACAGAGGAGCUGGUGGACCCGGCUGCAGUUGUAGCUGAAGCUGCCCCUGCAGGAGAUGCUGCAGGGCCUGUAGAAGCUGAAGCUGCCCCCACUGAAGUGGCUGCUGAGGCUGCAGCUGGAGGUUCUGUCCCUGAGGAGAGCCCAGAAGAUCUGGUGGACACAGCUCCAGUCAUAGCUGAAGCUGCAGGAGAGGAGCUGCAGGCCGAGGGCCCAGUUGAAGCAUCUGAGGAGGCUGCAGCACCUCCAGAGCCCAAUGAGCCUUUUGACAACAGCACUUAUAAAAACAUCCAGCACCACAACUACACCCCCUUCACGUUUGCAGACCUGGAUGUAGAGAUGGCUAAAUUCCGCCUCCCGCAGCCCUCCUCCAUCAGACACUAGACGAGUUGGCUUCGCUGCAAACCUUUAUAUUGUUUAAAGAUCAUGGUGAUGGUGAAGACCUUUUUAUUGUGAUUACCUGUCGGUUAUGCAUAAUAAUAUCCUGUUAAAAAUAUCAAUAAAGUACAUACAUUAAAAAUA